Molecule: messenger RNA, 3588 nt
Organism: Manis pentadactyla (Chinese pangolin)
Lineage: Eukaryota; Metazoa; Chordata; Mammalia; Pholidota; Manidae
Gene: CHRNA1
Product: cholinergic receptor nicotinic alpha 1 subunit
Exons: 9
Coding region: 72-1499 (475 amino acids)
Biological process (GO): nervous system process; signal transduction; monoatomic ion transmembrane transport
Cellular component (GO): neuron projection; postsynaptic membrane; synapse
Molecular function (GO): transmembrane signaling receptor activity; acetylcholine-gated monoatomic cation-selective channel activity
Source: RefSeq, a predicted model, not a curated record
UGGUGUGAAACAACAGCUCCGACUCACUUUCCAAACCCUCUAAUAGCCAGGCUUCCAGCCAGACAGUGCCUAUGAGCAGCACAGGCCUCCACCCGGCCAUCAGUCCACGCUGGUGCCCAGCACCCAUGGAGCUCAGGCUGCUCCUCCUGCUCCUUGGGCUCUGCUCAGCUGGCCUUGUCCUGGGCUCUGAACAUGAGACCCGUCUGGUGGCAAAGCUAUUUGAAAACUACAACAGCGUCGUACGGCCAGUGGAAGAUCACCGCCAGGCUGUGGAGGUCACCGUGGGCCUGCAGCUGAUACAGCUCAUCAAUGUGGAUGAAGUAAAUCAGAUUGUAACAACCAAUGUUCGACUGAAACAGCAAUGGGUGGAUUAUAACCUAAAAUGGAAUCCAGACGACUAUGGCGGCCUGAAAAAGAUUCACAUUCCCUCAGAAAAGAUCUGGCGCCCAGACCUAGUUCUCUAUAACAAUGCAGACGGUGACUUCGCCAUCGUCAAGUUAACGAAAGUGCUCCUGGACCACACAGGCCACAUCACGUGGACUCCGCCAGCCAUCUUUAAAAGCUACUGCGAGAUCAUCGUCACCCACUUUCCCUUUGACGAGCAGAACUGCAGCAUGAAAUUGGGCACCUGGACUUACGAUGGCUCCGUGGUGGCCAUCAACCCGGAAAGCGACCAGCCAGACCUGAGCAGAUUCAUGGAGAGUGGGGAGUGGGUGAUCAAGGAGUCCCGGGGCUGGAAGCACUGGGUGUUCUAUGCGUGCUGCCCCUCCACGCCCUACCUAGACAUCACCUACCACUUCGUCAUGCAGCGCCUGCCCCUGUACUUCAUCGUCAACGUCAUCAUUCCCUGCCUGCUCUUCUCCUUCCUGACCGGCCUGGUGUUCUACCUGCCCACAGACUCAGGAGAGAAGAUGACUCUGAGCAUCUCUGUCCUGCUCUCCUUAACUGUGUUCCUUCUGGUCAUUGUGGAGCUGAUCCCUUCCACCUCCAGUGCUGUGCCAUUGAUUGGCAAAUACAUGCUUUUCACCAUGGUGUUUGUCAUCGCAUCCAUCAUCAUCACUGUCAUUGUCAUCAACACACACCACCGCUCCCCCAGCACCCACGUCAUGCCAGAGUGGGUGCGGAAGGUUUUUAUUGACACUAUCCCAAAUGUCAUGUUCUUCUCCACAAUGAAAAGACCAUCCAGAGAAAAACAGGACAAAAAGAUUUUCACAGAAGACAUUGAUAUUUCUGACAUUUCUGGGAAGCCGGGGCCUCCACCAAUGGGCUUCCACUCUCCCCUAAUCAAACAUCCCGAGGUGAAAAGUGCCAUUGAGGGAGUCAAGUACAUCGCAGAGACCAUGAAGUCAGACCAGGAGUCCAAUAACGCCGCUGAGGAUUGGAAAUAUGUUGCAAUGGUGAUGGAUCACAUUCUCCUUGGGGUCUUCAUGCUCGUCUGUAUCAUCGGAACCCUGGCUGUGUUUGCAGGUCGGCUCAUUGAAUUAAACCAGCAAGGAUGAGCAGAAAGCUGAGCCGAGCCUGCCUCUGCCCCAGCACUAGGCAGGACACAGCAAGGCAGGGAAGACAGGCAGAUUUGUCUGCUUGGAUACAAGCUCACUGAUCAAACAUUUAGUUUCCUGUAUUUAUGAUUAAUAAUAAUGAUUCAUAUUUACCUAAGGAUGUAACUUCAAAGUGUUUUCAUAUUGCUUCUCCCUUCCAUCCUGCUCUGUCUGUCCGAAGAGUGAACCCUUUCAGCAAAUGAAAUGGGACCACUACAAAAAAGUAUUCAUUUCCAGUGGCAUCUGGAACAGUGUUACCCAGAAUAACUGGAGUUUUCUAUUGGUUUGUUUUUAACUUUUCUGUGAGCAAAGAAUAUAUCUUUUGUUUAAAAUCCAGUUUUGUACCUAGUAGGCAAGGCCCUUACAACAGUCCCAAAAAGAUAAAGCAUUUGACUUGGAGAAAAAGAAAGCAAUGGAAAGGCAACAGUUAAGUUCCUAAAUGGCCACCAAACUGAAAACUGCAUCAAAACCCAUGUUUUCAAGUAGAUUCCUAGAACUGGGAAGUGAUGGAACGGUUUCCCAGUCUAACAUAGCACCUGAAUUUGAUGUUCAGCAUUUGAGGGAAAACAGGUCCUAACCUGUAUUAAGGGUGAGUGCCAAGCCCUGUGGGAAUCAUCUCACGUACAGUUUUAUUUCACCCCUUAACUCUCAUUAUGCCCUAUUUUAAAAAUGAGGAAACUGAACUUGAGGUGGGUUGCUAAUCUUGCUAGUGUGUUCAUUGCCCAGCCUUGCAAGUACAAGAACUGAGGGUUGAAGCCAGAACAAACUUGGGUUCAAAGCAGCUCCAGGCUGGGUCAGUUUACCAGCCCACUUGCUCUCCCAGCACCCCGGCUCCUCUAGGUCAUUCUGUAACUCUGACCAGUGCUUCCGAGGCAUCCGUCUUUGUGUCAGCCAUCUUUCUGUCUGCUCUUUUUUCCCCUGAUCCUUAUCCUGGUCAUGUGUGGGGGUUCCAGUUCUAUCAAUGAAACCAGAAAUGUGUGCACAUAACAUCACUCUUUCUAAAAUUCUGGACAAGCGAAUAGGAGAGAAAAUUAUUUUUCUCCAUAGCCACCUUCCACCACAAUGUAGUUCACCCCAGAACUGGAAAAUGUGCAGCCCUGGGCUCAGUAAUGGCCAUCAGAGCAUGUCCAGCUAACACCAGUACUGGGGGAGAGCCCUGAAUGCACAGCCAGGUGGCCUGUCUGAACCCCGGGGGUUUCAAUUUAUUUCUCUGUGGGAUUCCCUAUCACACACAUGGGAGGACUGAGUGCCUUUGUUUUAGAGUAAACUAAAGGGUAAAAGUUUGGUGGUUCCUUAAAAAACAAGCAUAGAAUUUUCAUAUGAUUCAGCAAUUCCACUGCUAGAUAUAUUCCCAAAAGAAGUGAAAGGGACUUGACCAGAUACUUAUAGGCCAUUGUGCAUGGCAGCGUUAUUCACAAUGGCCGGAAGGUGGAAACAAGGGAAACAACCCAAAUGUCCCUCAAAGGAAAAGCAAAAUGUGGCAUAUACUUACAAUGGAAUAUACUUACAAUUCAGCCUUCAAAAGGAAUGAAAUUCCUCUAUGUGUUACAAUGUGGAUCAACCUUAGAAACAUGGUAGGUGAAAUAAACCAGACACAAAAGGACAAAUAUUGUAUGAUUCCACUUACAUGACGUACCUAGAGUAGACCAAUUCAUAGAAACAGAAAGUAGAAUAGUUAUCAGGGUUUGGGGGGAGGGGGAGUAACUGCCUAAUGGGUAGAGGUUCAGGUUGGGAUGAUAGAAAAGUCUGGAAAUGGAUGGUGGUGAUGGUUUCACAACAUUGUGAAUGUACUUAAUGCCACUAAGUUGUUCACUUAAAAAUGGUUAAGAUGGUACCUUACUAUGUGCUGACGGACAGUGACUGCAAUGGGGCAGGGGCGGGGGACUCACUGAUAUGGGUAAAUUAGUAACCACAAGUUGCUCAUGUGAAACCUUCAUGAGACUGUGUAUCAUGAUACCUUAAUAAAAAAAUGGUUAAGAUGGUAAAUUUUAUGUUAUGUGUAUUUCACAAUUAAAAGUCAAAUAAAGAAGGAAAACAAUGUCAAAAAAUG